ACUGCUGCCAGCGUUCAGGGGUUCAGAUGCCAACUCCCCCUCCAAGUGGAUACAACGCGUGGGAUACGCUCCCUUCGCCUCGAACUCCACGCACUACUCGUUCUUCUGUAACUUCCCCCGAUGAAAUCAGCCCCUCACCAGGAGACAUUGAGACAGCUGUGUGUGACAUUUGUAUGUGUACUAUUUCUGUGUUUGAAGACCCAGUGGAUAUGCCUUGUGGACAUGACUUCUGCAGAGCAUGCUGGGAGGCAUUUUUGAAUCUGAAAAUUCAGGAGGGUGAAGCUCACAACAUUUUUUGCCCAGCAUAUGAUUGUUUCCAGCUUGUGCCUGUAGACAUCAUAGAAAGUGUGGUUUCUAAGGAGAUGGACAAAAGAUACCUUCAAUUUGACAUUAAGGCCUUUGUUGAAAAUAAUCCUGCUAUUAAAUGGUGUCCUAUACCAGGCUGUGAAAGAGCAGUAAGGCUAACAAGACAAGGAUCAAAUUCAACAGGAUCAGAUACACUUAGCUUCCCUAUGCUAAAAGCCCCUGCUGUAGAUUGUGGAAAAGGACAUCUUUUCUGCUGGGAAUGUCUUGGUGAAGCACAUGAACCUUGUGACUGCCAAACCUGGAAGGACUGGCUACAGAAAAUAUCUGAAAUGAAACCAGAAGAACUUGUGGGAGUGAGUGAGGCGUAUGAAGAUGCUGCCAACUGCCUGUGGUUACUAACAAACUCUAAACCAUGCGCCAACUGCAAAUCUCCAAUUCAGAAGAAUGAGGGCUGCAACCACAUGCAAUGUGCUAAGUGCAAAUACGACUUCUGCUGGAUAUGCUUAGAAGAAUGGAAGAAGCACAGCUCUUCCACUGGAGGCUACUACAGAUGCACUCGUUAUGAGGUUAUUCAGCAUGUGGAGGAACAGUCCAAGGAGAUGACAGUAGAGGCUGAAAAGAAACAUAGAAGAUUUCAAGAGCUUGAUAGGUUUAUGCACUAUUACACAAGAUUUAAGAACCAUGAACUUAGCUACCAGUUAGAACAGCGCCUUCUAAAAACAGCCAAAGAAAAGAUGGAGCAGCUGAGUAGAGCUCUUAGUGGAACUGAGGGAGGCUGUCCGGAUACCACGUUCAUUGAAGACGCAGUGCAAGAGCUUCUAAAAACUCGCCGUAUUCUUAAGUGUUCUUAUCCAUAUGGAUUCUUUUUGGAGCCUAAAAGCACAAAGAAAGAAAUAUUUGAACUUAUGCAGACAGACCUAGAAAUGGUCACUGAAGACCUUGCACAGAAAGUGAACAGGCCUUACCUUCGGACUCCUCGCCAUAAAAUCAUCCGGGCAGCUUGUCUUGUGCAGCAGAAACGGCAGGAGUUUCUGGCCUCUGUGGCCCGUGGUGUUGCUCCUGCAGACUCUCCCGAAGCACCCAGGCGCAGCUUUGCUGGUGGAACAUGGGAUUGGGAAUAUUUAGGAUUUGCAUCCCCCGAGGAAUAUGCUGAAUUUCAGUAUCGGAGGAGGCACAGGCAGCGUCGACGUGGAGACAUGCACAGUCUGCUGAGUAAUACCCCGGAUCCUGACGACCCCAGUGAGAGUACAUUAGAUACGCAGGAAGGUGGCAGUAGUAGAAGACAUGGCACCUCCAUGGCUCUGAGUUCUUUGGAUGAAGAUGACCCAAACAUCCUGCUAGCUAUUCAGUUAUCAUUACAAGAAUCUGGCUUGGCCAUAGAUGAAGAAACUAGAGACUUUCUAAACAAUGAGGCAUCUUUAGGAGCAAUAGGGACCUCUUUGCCUACAAGAUUGGACUCUGCUCCCAUAAGUAUAGAUAAUCCAAGAGGCGCUUUGAGCAGCUCUGAGCUUUUAGAACUCGGUGACAGUCUGAUGAGACUAGGUGCAGGCAGUGAUCCCUUUUCAGCUGAUCGUCUUCAUUCACACCCCUGCAGCGAUCCAAGAAGUGGAUUAUACUCGACAUCUAGUGACGCUGACUCCAGCAGUCAGGAUCCCAAUACCAAUGAAAAUCUACUUGGAAAUAUUAUGGCCUGGUUUCAUGACAUGAACCCACAGAGCAUUGCUCUGAUCCCCUCAACAAGUACAGAAACGGAUGAGGAUUCACAGCAACCCAGUACUGAAGAUGGGUUGGCAGGGCAGCCGAAUCUCAUAGACACAGGGCGGGAGCCUCAGGAAGAGCAUGCACUAUUUGAGGAUGCACUCAAAAAUGAAGGCAGAGGAACCCAAACAGAGGAAAGCACUUCUGAAGAAAAUGUUAUUCCAGGUGAAACAGUAUCACAAAGCGGUGAUAAUAACCGGGAGAUGACAGGCACCCGGGAUGCUUCAGGAGAUCCUUCAAGUCAGACUCCUCAAACCUCAAGUGAAUGGAUUGAACAUGUGCAUCUGGUAUGAGUAAGAACUAAAUCUGGAGUAAAGGAAUGGCGGUGACAGAUGGUACAGUGUGUGGAGUAAGCAUUAUGGAGGCUUUGAUCCACAUAAUUACAGCUCAGUUGUAACCACUGAUGUAACAACGGAUAUUUAGGAGUUCUCUUGAAUUGUAGUUCUUUAUAAUAAUGUGAACCUUUCAAGGAAUGUCCUUUGCAUUUAAUUAGGUAGUACUUGCCUUUUCGCUCUCAAGAAAAAGGAAUAAGUAGGUUGUAUUCCACAUUCCUAAUACAAUGCAGCAUCUGUUUAGCCUUAGGUUGAUGAUCCUUAACUUGAAAGUAUGGAUUAAAGGCUUACACUGAUUAUUUUGGUUGGUUUUCCUAAGAAAUAGUUUAUUACAUUUUUUAGAACUCAUUCUUUCAUCAAAAUAACACUUAGCAAUUCAUUUGCAUUUUGGUUUUUCGUUUUCCCUAACUUUUCCUUACUCAUUUUUCAUUUUGGUUAGCAGUGUGAAUGGAGGUAUUUAAUGCUUCUCUUGAGUACUGCUCCAGGAACAAGUUUUAGGGGAUAUUCUUUCCCAUUAAAAUCAAAGAUUUUUUCAUGUCUAUUUGCAGUCCAAGUGUGCCAAACUGUGAAUAGUUAGCUGGCGGUAGCUCAACGAAACAGUGCAGUGUUACUCUUGUCAGACUAAUCCCACAAUUCUUAGCAGUGAAAGAAACCACUGGGUAGCAUUGCUUCUCUAAAUUUAACUGGCAUGUGUUGCCAUGGUGACUGCAUUUAAUUAAAUGUAGCCUGUAUCUUAAGUUAAUAAAACCUAAUGCUGCUGUUAAACAGUUAUUUUAAAUAUUAAAAUACAGUGAGUUAGCAACAGCUAUGCUGUAUUUUAAGAGACACUUUAAUGGAAGUGCAAUCAUAGUUCUUUGUUUUCAUAAUUCUACAAAGCAUUCUAUGCACUAAUAGUGCAAUUACUUUUAAUGAUAACAUUUUAUAAAAAUAGAGGAAUACAGAAUUUUCAUAUAUUAGCCAGUCCCAUGAUUAAAGUUCGGUUAACACAUUCUGCUCAACAUGUUACGGUGCCUUUGCCUAACCCAACUGGAUAGUUGCCACAGUUAAACAAGUAAUUCAAAUUCAGUGUCUGUUCUGGAGUAACUAUGCUAUUAAUUGCAAAGACCUCCAUAAAACCACCCAUGGCCUUGCCUUUACAGUAAAUAACUCAAUGUUCAGUCAGUGUUUUUGCAUAAACAAAACACUGCUAGGUAUUUGUUCAAUUGCACAAUAUUCAUUUGCUAUGUGAUUACUGUUUAGUGUAAAAAAAAAUAAAAAAUAAAAAUAAAAAACUCCACAGAAAACCCUUUUCCUAGUUGUUGUACCGUGAAGAAAAAAAAACAACUGGUUUUAGAUUUUCUUAAAAGCAUCAAUCUACGGUUAGUGAGAUACAAUGGUACACUAUGUAACUACAACUAGAGUAAGUUGUCAAAAUGGCUGUUUUAAUUACAUAUAAUCAAAACUUGUCAUGACACGAGCAAAUUACAUACGCUCCAUUUUAAUUUUUGCUUAACUGUUACCAGAGAUUUGUUGAUAUGAUAUAAAAGUUUAUUACUACUGAGUGUGUAUAGGGAAGUGUCAUGAUAGCAAAGUUUAUGUACUGAUUACUGUGAGUUCAAGU
Molecule: messenger RNA, 3996 nt
Organism: Eurypyga helias (sunbittern)
Lineage: Eukaryota; Metazoa; Chordata; Aves; Eurypygiformes; Eurypygidae
Gene: ANKIB1
Product: ankyrin repeat and IBR domain containing 1
Exons: 15
Coding region: 27-2357 (776 amino acids)
Biological process (GO): ubiquitin-dependent protein catabolic process; protein polyubiquitination; positive regulation of proteasomal ubiquitin-dependent protein catabolic process
Cellular component (GO): ubiquitin ligase complex; cytoplasm
Molecular function (GO): ubiquitin protein ligase activity; ubiquitin conjugating enzyme binding; zinc ion binding
Source: RefSeq, a predicted model, not a curated record